Ustilago hordei is the source of this 2754-nucleotide messenger RNA. RefSeq lists its product as uncharacterized. The record is from RefSeq and is a predicted model, not a curated record. Gene Ontology annotation, cellular component: nucleus. Lineage: Eukaryota; Fungi; Basidiomycota; Ustilaginomycetes; Ustilaginales; Ustilaginaceae. Gene Ontology annotation, molecular function: DNA-binding transcription factor activity, RNA polymerase II-specific; RNA polymerase II cis-regulatory region sequence-specific DNA binding. Gene Ontology annotation, biological process: regulation of transcription by RNA polymerase II. The transcript has a single exon. Bases 1 to 2754 code for a protein of 917 amino acids.
AUGGGGUCGAGCAGCGCGAGAGCCGGGAUCCCCUUCCCCGGCGCCGGCAGCACCAGCAGCGUCAGUGGCUCCGCGCGCGCUUCCUCUAUACCUCGUUCCGUCGUCGACUCAGUCUCUGAGUCUGGCGAAGUUGCUGAGCACCGCGAUAUGGAAAUUGACGCCGAGCCAACAGCCAAGUGCACAACUCCAAGCGGCGACCUUGAGCCUUCAACCAGUCUCCCUAGCAUUAAGAAUCUCUUUGGCAUUGAGCGGGCAGAACCACUUGCAUCAUUGCGACGGUUCGACGGUGCCUCCGAUGACGGCCACGGCACCGCAACACCUAGCUCGCCCACCAACUUGCAGCAGGGCAGCUCCUCACAAGCCAUGGAACAUCGCGGCCUCCGUGGUCAUGCCAGCACCAGCAGCUUCUCAGAGUUCCAGUCUGGUCUUUCUCACAGCUCGAGCUCCUCUUCUCUUGGGCCCAUCCGAACCCGCCAUUCCUCCAACGCAUCAAGCUCGUAUGGUCGCAGCGGACCAAUGGUACCCAGCACACCUCCACGACACCCAGGCUUUUCGAACCAUUCCUUCAGCCCUGAUGACGCAGGACCUCGAAGACGAGUUGACUCGCAAUCGAGAUCUCGUCAGGCACAAGCUCUCAAGGGCCUCAUCCUCUCACCACCAUCGCGCAGGCUCCCGCUGGAUGGAGACUGCCUCGCAUCCGAUAUGGCGUCAGCAUCGCAACGGCGAAGUGGGCAUCGUCCCACGUCUUCCUCAUCGGGUUCGCUGUCGACGCUUUUCUCGCAUCUUUCUUCAGCCUCUGACCCUGCACCGAUGCUUCCGCCUGGCUACGUUCCUUCAACACACACGUCGGAGGAGAGUGUCCCGCAUGAAGGCUGGGGUGCUUCUAGCGCUCAAUCUGAGAACACAAGCCCGCGAACAAGCUGGCGCAGCCGAUCCUCUACGCUCGAAUCAGGCGAAGCAGCACACAAAAUGAUGGGCAGCGACCGACCUUCCGGCUCGCUCUUGCCACCUUUCCGUGAAGUGCAUCACCCACCAGGCGAGCCUUCUCGUUUCUCACCAGAGCAGCACUUCUCGAAUCUCUCACGCCACCGAUCCCUGCGCACGCCAGGAGCCUCAGCCGACUUGCCUGGCUCGCAACCAUCACACCGACCUCGAGCUCGCACUCUGACUCACUCGGAUCGUCCGAUCGCACCCUUGCCGAAUUCGGAUGAUCCGGCAAGAAAGCAGCGACUGGAGGCCGCUUCUGAGCUCCUCCGCAUGGGUCAGCAGAGAAGCGAUGAUCCUCACGCCAUGGGAGGCAGUGGUCGAAUGUAUGGACACAAGCACAGCAUGUCGAUGCAAGAACGUGCUCCGCUUCCUAUGGAACUCUACGAGAAUGCCAGUGCGGUUCGAGGACACCGACCCAAGUCUUAUUCGAUGUCGAUGCAGGAACCAUACGAUCCGGAGAUGAUGCACCACGGCCCGUCAGGAAUGUCUGCGCCGGGGCUGGGUGGACCUCCAUACGAACGAGGUGGACCAUCUCCUGGCUCAGGCACGUUCGAUUCGUUCCAUCCUCGAAGAGGCCGCGGUGCUGGUGAGGAUGCGCCUCGCCCUGGUGGUGCUGGUUGGGUCUUCCCACGCCGACCGAUGCCUGCGGAUUCUGCCGAAGUGCAACGCAAUGCCUUCCAAGCGCAGAUGAUGCGUGGUCAGGGACUAGCAAGCGUGCCCGACGGUAUCAUCUCUGCACAGCAUGGAGGUGCUUUCGGGGGCGUUCGUGCCGCUCCUAGCGCUACUGGCACCAUCGCGUCGGGCCAAGCCAAGUACGAGUGUGCAUGGUGCGGCAAGCGCUUCUCGCGGCCUUCGAGUCUCAAGAUUCAUCAUCACUCUCACACGGGAGAAAAGCCUUUCGUUUGCAACGAACCGGGCUGUGGCAGAUCCUUCAGCGUUCAGUCGAACUUGAGGCGUCACCAGAAAUGUCACGCACCCGGUGGUGAUCAGUCCGAGAUGGACGCCCCUCGUCAGCAUCAGCAGCAAGGACCUGGGCCUAGUCGAGGCGAUGAGGGAUACUGGGCUCGUGGACCACAUCCGCCUGCACCUUCCUCCGGAUCAAAAAUGAGCCCGAUGGGAGUCGGCAGCGGUGGUUGGCAUCCUGGUUACGGCCCUGUUCCCGGUCCAGGGCCUAUGCAGGCACACGGACAUGGACCUGGCUACGGCAUGGGGCACCCGGCACCUGGAGGUCCAAUGCCACCGCAAAUGCAAAUGCACAUGCACAUGCACAUGAAGGACCACCCGCCUCUUUCGCGUUCAGCUUACGAGCCAGGCUCGCGCAGCAUGAACACAUGGAGCGAAAGACGCCGUGGAGAGAUGCCGCCUCCAGGCUAUCGCGAGUAUGAACGUGGCCCGCCUCCCGAACAUUACGGGAUGCAAGGAUCACCUCGUCGCUUCAUACAGAUGCGCGAGCGUCGGCUCUCGGAAUCAGAAGAGGAGGAGGAGGAAGAGGAAGAGGAUGAACUGCGGGAAGAGGAAGAGCAGGCCAGUUCUGAACGUUCUGAUUCUCGUCAGCGCAGACGAGACACCGACUCGACGACCAAGCGCUCGCCUUUGGGCGGCAGGUCAAGUGAAGACGAGGAUGAUACGACGGUCACCAUGAAGACUGGGCCGAGACCGAGAAGCGAGACGAAUGCGAGUACGACGUCAAACCUUCGCGUCGGCUUCAACUCGCUCUUGAACCCGGAUGACAGGAAGUCGGACAAUCGUCUCAAAGACGAAGCUUGA